Messenger RNA from Amblyraja radiata (thorny skate), 2333 nucleotides. RefSeq names its product myc box-dependent-interacting protein 1. Gene Ontology annotation, biological process: regulation of endocytosis. Bases 85 to 1965 code for a protein of 626 amino acids. Gene Ontology annotation, cellular component: synaptic vesicle; plasma membrane; cytoplasm. The record is from RefSeq and is a predicted model, not a curated record. NCBI's taxonomy places the organism in Eukaryota, Metazoa, Chordata, Chondrichthyes, Rajiformes, Rajidae. The transcript is spliced from 20 exons. Gene Ontology annotation, molecular function: phospholipid binding; tau protein binding.
CGCUUUAAAGCCUCCCGUCAUCUCCACCGUCUCCUCCCUCCCUCACUCCCUCCCUCCCCGCUCCGGGCAGACAGCGGGCGCAAGAUGGCCGAGUCCACCAAGGGAGUGAGCGCCGGCUUCAUCGCCAAGAACGUCCAGAAGAAGAUCAACCGGGCGCAGGAGAAGGUCCUUCAAAAGCUGGGCAAGGCUGAUGAGACGAAAGAUGAACAAUUUGAGCAUUGCGUGCAGAACUUCAAUCGGCAACUGACUGAAGGAUCUAAACUGCAGAAGGAUCUACGGACGUACCUGACUUCUGUGAAAGCUAUGCAUGAAGCCACCAAGAAGUUGUCUGAAUUGCUGGAGGAGAUAUACGAGCCGGACUGGGUUGGCAAGGAAACAGUGCACACCAUCUCAGAGAGUGCCGACCUUCUCUGGACCGAUUAUCAUCAGAAGCUGGUGGAUCAAGCUCUCCUGACGUUGGACACUUAUCUUGGCCAGUUUCCAGAUAUCAAAACCCGCAUAGCAAAGCGUGGGAGGAAGCUAGUCGAUUACGAUAGUGCCAGACAUCAUUACGAAUCUCUCCAAGGUGCAAAGAAGAAAGAUGAUGGAAAAAUCGCCAAGCCUGUCUCGUUGUUCGAGAAAGCUGCGCCACAAUGGUGUCAGGGAAAACUGGUGGCACAUAUCGUCGCACAGUCAAAUCUGCUCCGAAACCAGGCAGAAGAAGAAUUUUUAAAAGCCCAGAAGGUAUUUGAGGAAAUUAAUAUCGACUUACAGGAAGAGUUGCCAUCACUAUGGAACAGUCGCGUUGGUUUCUAUGUGAACACAUUCCAAAGUAUAGCUGGUCUGGAAGAGACGUUUCAUAAAGAGAUGGGCAAGCUAAACCAAGGUCUCGGCAAUACAAUGAAUCAAUUGGAGCAACAACAUGUGAACAAAGCCUUGCCAGUCAAGGGUGCACCCAGCACACCGGUGAAGCACAAAGUUUCCGAUGCUUCGCCACCAUUGGAAGAGUCUCCACCUGGUAGUCCCACGGUGAAGAGUGACAACCAUGUGUCUGCGGCUGCUGUGCCCACGCCGCACGCUCCUCCUCCUCCUGUACCAAGGUCGCCCUCCCAGCAAAGGAAAGGUCCUCCAGUGCCCCCUCCUCCAAAGGUCACGCCAUCCAAGGACAUCAAGCAAGAAAAUAUCCUCAAUCUUUUUGAUGACAAUUACAUCCCAGAGAUAAGUGUGACGACGCCUUCUCAGUUUGAGGCUCCUGGGCCUCUGCAGGAUGAAGGAACCCUCCUGGACUUUGAACCUCUGAAGCCAGAAUCUACUCCAGUAGUGAGGGCACCUUCUCCAGUCUCCCAGACUUUACCUUGGGAUAUGUGGGAGCCUGAAAAGAAUGCACCUAACAGCAUGUCUUCGGACCCCUCCCCUAGCUUGGCUAUUGGGGAUGGUUUUAGUGAGAUCACUUUUGCAGUGGACUGGUCGACACAGCCCAGUCUACUCGAGGAGAAAACACCAGUCGCUGCUGAAACGGUGGAACCAGAAUACGUCAACACUGAAGUUGUGGAGAAAGCAGCAGAAAUCUGUGCUGGUUCUACUACGUUGGAGGAAGACGCUGAACCAGUGUAUGCAGAUGUGGGACUGAAAUCUCAAACUGAACCUCAAACAGUGACGACUAAGGAUACCGUCCCAGCCGUGGUGAUAGAGCCUUCUGUAGAAAGCAUCAAUGAUGUUAUGUACGAAACUAUCCCUGCAAAGGAGGAUGAUAUGCCACCUGGGUUCCUGUUUAAGGUUCGGGCUCUGCACGAUUAUAAUGCGACUGACACUGAUGAGCUGAACCUUAAAGCGGGCGAUGUUGUCUUAGUUAUUCCCCAUGACAACCCAGAAGACCAGGACGACGGCUGGCUCAUGGGCAUCAAGGAAGCUGACUGGGCACAGAAGAAAGAUCUGAAGUCAUUUGCUCGUGUUUUCCCUGAGAACUUCACUGAGAGACCUCAGUGAAAAGCGGGUUGCCCGUGGAGGACCACCGCAGUGCGGGUGAAGGAAGCCCCCACGGAAACCCCCCCCGCAGCAGAGCAACUAUUUACCCUAAACUCCCCCUCCAGGAACGCAGAAGUUGUUGCCACUGUGUACAUUAGCGUUCAAUGUUUACUGAAUCUGGUCGCGGAGCUUUCGUCAGUCAGUUCGUACGCUCCUGAGCAGAUCUGGUCGGUCCCUGGAAGUGUCCAGGUCUUAUAACGAAACCGGCAACUUGCUCCCGUUUCACAUUUGUUGCAUGAGAAUUCUAUUGUGAUCAUUUGAGUGUGAAAGAAAGUCAAAUAUAUUUACGUACGAGCUAUCAUGGAUGCCUAAGUGAAAGGUGGAAGAAA